AUGAAGCUCUUCACCUUCCUCCUCGUCUUCUUGGUCUCGGUCUUGUCCACUUCUGCUACUGUUCUUGAUACUGAUAACUCUUUUGGUACUUCCUCUGAGGCUGGCAGGCCCAGAAGGGCUCGAUGCACUACCUGGGAGCACUGCCGUAACAUGAAGUCUUGCAUUGAUGGCUACUGUCGUUAUCCGGAAGAAAAGCCUCCCAUGCUGCUUGCGGCCCGUGAUGAAACUGCUUCGCAUCCCCCUGUUGACCUUUAUGAGAUCCAAGGCGAUCGUUGCGAUUCUAACAAGAACUGUCCCGGCUCUCACAACUGCAUCCGUGGUUACUGUCGCCAGAAGCCUCAUGAUUCUCCUGCAACUUUCGAGUCCCCUGAUUCAAACGAUGACGAUGAAUCUGACGCCGUCGAGGUCAAGGCUACCCAGUGCCGCUCUUACAAGGAUUGUCGCUACGCGAAGCAAUGUGUCAAAGGCACUUGCCAGUACCCUCGUGGUCAGCCUCAUCCAGCUCUUGUGGCGGAUGAUGAAAGUGACAACCAGUCGCUUGAGUCUAGAGGUAUGGAGUGUAAUUCUGCCGAGCAGUGCCAGGGUGGCAAGUGGUGUGUCCAUGGAACUUGUCGCUACAUUCGUGGUCGGCCUCCUCUUACCUGGAUCCACUCCCGCGAUUUUGCCGAUCAGGCUGUCAACGGCACUUGUGAAAAGGAUGCUGAUUGCGGCGACGGUAUCUGCCUGGAGAAUGUUUGUAUCGACGCGGCCGUGAAUGACGACCUAGCUCUCGAUGGUGAUCUUGAGACCGGUAUUUCCAAAGUCAGGAAAGCAUGCAGUGACAAUGGUGACUGUCCCAAGGGCAAGAUCUGCAUGUGGCGUACUUGUAGAGCCCCUGUCAAGAUUCAUUCCACGCGUGAUGUUGAGAGCGUCGACGUUGAAAACGAUACCGAUCUAAAUGAUGCUGAUGGCGUCCUUCGCUCCGACAACGAUUCUACACUUCUCUCUGAGCGUGACACUGCUGACCCGGAUCCUGAAGCCAACGAUGAAAUCGAGGAGCCCAAGACUCAAGUGCUCGGCAAGACCUGCAACAACUGCCCCAAAGGCAAAGUCUGCAACCGCAACGGGAAAUGCGUUGACAAGAAAUGUGGCAAUCGCCCUGCCUGCAACUUCGGAUGGUGCAAGAACGGCAAAUGUACCAACGGCCUAGGGGGGCGCUCCUACGACAAUGGCUACGAGGUCGAAGAAGGCGAAAAUGUCAAUGAUGGUGCUGAUGAUCUCGACGCCCCUGAAACCCACCUUCUCGCAGAAGGCAAAAAGUGCAAGACCUUCAAGGACUGCGGACCUUACCAGAAAUGUGAGAAGAAGCGUUGCAAGAUCCGACCCUGUAUUGAAGUUCCAACUUGCCGGCCUGGCAGCUUCUGUAAGAAUGGAAGAUGCACAAGGAGCCUGGGCCUUCGAACCGGUGAUCUUCGUCCCAGAAGUGAUAUUGGUCAGUCGGAUACAGAUACAGAUACAGAGUCCUCUGAUGGUGACAACGACAAGCCGUCUACCACUUGCGGAUCCAACCAGGACUGCCCUCAAUGGUACCGAUGCAACAAAGGAGUCUGCAAGUUUCAUCAUCCUCAUCUCCACCCCGCUGAGAAGCGUGACAAUGAAGACAUCGCCAUUGAGCCGAAGGACGAAGAAACCACCAUCUCUGAGCCUGAUGUCAACAUUCUCAGUGGCAAGUACCCUCCCCACUGCCAGUCCAACAAUGACUGCCCUCCCUCGCAGCGAUGCUACGGAGGUAUUUGCAAAUAUCGCCCCCCCCAUAACCAUCCCGCUGUGAAGCGCGAUGAGGACCCCACCGAUUCUGAUGAAGACGACUUCCACAUCACCGAGCCUGAGGUUGAGGUUCUUUCUAACAAAUACCCUCCUCACUGCAAGUCGAACAAUGAUUGUCCUCCAUCGCAGCGUUGCUAUGGUGGUAUCUGCAAGUACCGGCCUCCUCACAACCACCCUUCGGUCAAGCGCGAUGAAGAUCCCACUGAUCCUGGCGAUGAUGAUUUCCACAUCACCGAGCCCGACGUCGAGGUUCUUUCGGCUAAGCCCCCUCCCUACUGCAAAUCUAACAACGACUGCCCUCGCUAUCAGCGAUGCUACGGCGGAAUCUGCAAGUACCGGGGUCCCCCUAGCAAGCGCGACGAUGAAGACUCCUCAGAUCCCGAUGAUGACGAUGACUUUCACAUCACCGAUUCUGACGCCGAGCUCCUCGUCGCUGCCCGCCGGGCUCCGCGGUGCCGAUACGACCACGAGUGCCUUCGCGACCAGAAAUGCAUCCAGUACCACUGCAUGUAUCAUGACAUGCUCGCUGAAGGUCCUUUGAUUUGA
Molecule: messenger RNA, 2352 nt
Organism: Aspergillus steynii IBT 23096
Lineage: Eukaryota; Fungi; Ascomycota; Eurotiomycetes; Eurotiales; Aspergillaceae
Exons: 4
Coding region: 1-2352 (783 amino acids)
Source: RefSeq, a predicted model, not a curated record